AUGGAGUCCGAUGAAAUAAGGGGGCUGACAGAAGGAAAAGUUCCGAUCGAAGGAACGGAUCCGCCGACUUACCUCUUUUCGUUUCAGCAUAUUGCAAAUGAUCGAUUCCGAUUGGGGGAAGAUCAACGAGGAGGAAAAUGUUUGAAUGUCCUCCUCCUUGGCUUGACUGGAUCAGGAAAAUCGAUGAUUGGGGAGGUGAUGGGGAACUACGCGCUGGGAGUAGAUUAUCGGGAUCCCCAUCGGUUUCGGGUGAAGAAGGAUGGAUCCACGAACAGGAUCAUCUCAUACACCUUUUUCACCAGGGACAGGAAAAAGUUCCCCCAUCCCGUCACCAUCAUCGACACGCCGGGCUUGCAGAAGGGGACACAGGCGGAUGACCAGAAAUUGAUUGAAGAUAUUUACGCUUACACCAAAGACAUCGACAUCCACGCCGUUGUCUUCGUCGUUCCGGGCUCUCAGGGGAGAUUGACGGCAGAGCAAAAGGUGGUGCUAGCAAACAUGGCCAAAGUCUUGGGAGGUAGGAUUCCUGGAAUCCACGACAUUUCCUAUCUGUUUUGCACAUUCGCAGACAGCAAACGCCUCCCCGUCCUAGAAGCCGUGAAAGACGCGGGUUUGAAAUACAAAGAGUAUUUUCCCGUGAACAGCUCCUCCUACUUCGCCAAGGAGGAGGAGGACGAUAGAUUUUCCUUCGACGAGGAGGAAGUGAAGAGGAAGAAACUGAAGAUGAUGUCCGUCAACGAGAGUUCAAAGAUGGAGAAGAAACAAUUUUGGCAUCAAAGGUUGAAAGGAGGGAAGGCUCCGAUCGGAGGGAAGGACCUGCCGACCUAUCUUCUUCCGUUCCAAGCCAUUCCAAAUAAAACUCAUUGGUUCCGUUUGGGGGAGGAUCAACAAGACGUACAACAAUGUCUGAACAUCCUCUUCCUCGGCCCGACUGGAUCAGGGAAAUCGUUGUUGUUGGAAGCCAUGGGGAAUAACGUACUGGGAGUGGAGUAUGGAGAUCCAUAUAGAUUCCGAGUGAAAGAGGAAGGACCCACGAAGCAGAUCACAUCACACACAUUCUUUACCAAGAAAGAGCAAGGAAGGUUCCUUCGUCCCGUCACCUUCAUUGACACACCGGGCUUCCAAACGCGGACACCCGAGGAUGACCAGAAGUUGAUGGAAGACAUCCGAGCUCAUAUCUGGUCGAACCAUUGGCUGGGGAUCCACGCCGUCAUUUAUGUCUUCCCAGCCUUUCAGUGGAAGCUGACGGCGAAGCAGAAGAUGGUGUUGGAGAACAUGUUCCAAGUCUUAGGAAAUGAGACUAAUAGCAUUUCCUACCUGUUUUGCACAUUCGCAGACUGCAAACGCCCCCCCGUCCUGGAAUCAAUGAAAGAGGCUGGACUGAAAUACAAGGAGUAUUUCCCCGUGAACAGCUCCAGCUACUUCGUGAAGGAAAGAGAAGACGAUGGAUCUUCUUCCGACGAAGACAAUGAAUCCAUUAACAAACUACUGUGGACGAUGACGACGGAGAGCUUUGAAGCAUUCAAAAUAGCCAUCCAUCCAAAGAAGUUUGUUUUGCUGGUUUUUGGAGGGAUCGUCCUCGCCGUCGGCAUCGGCCUCAUCCUCGGGAUAUUCACAGAAAGUGUUGGCGGGGCUGUUGCGGGCAGUUUGCUGGUUUUCGUGGUCUAUCAAGCAUUUCUGUUCACCUGCGCAUGCACUAGACGUAUUGCAGAUGAUCGAUUCCGAUUGGGGGAAGGUCAACGAGGAGAGAAAUGUUUGAUUGUCCUCCUCCUUGGCUUGACUGGAUCAGGGAAAUCGAUGUUGGGGGAGGUGAUGGGGAACUACGGGUUGGGAGUGGAUAUUCGGGAUCGCCAUCGGUUUCGGAUGAAUAGAGAUUACGGACCGACGAGCAGGAUCACCUCGUACACCUUUUUCACUAGGGACAGGAAGAAGUUCCGUCAUCCCGUCACCAUCAUCGACACGCCGGGCUUGCAGAAGGGGACGCUCAAGGAUGACGAGAAGUUGAUGAAAGAAAUUCGCGAUUUUGCACAAAAUAUGGAAAUCGACGCUGUCGUUUACGUCGUCACUGGCUCUCAGGGGAGAUUCACGGCGGAGCAAAAGGUGGUGAUAGCGAACACGGCCAAAGUCUUGGGAGAUAAGAUUCCUGAAAUCCACGACAUUUCCUAUCUGUUUUGCACGUUUGCAGACAGCAAGCGCCUCCCCGUCCUAGAAGCCGUGAGAGAGGCGGGAUUGAAAUACAAGAAGCAUUACGUCGUGAACAGCUCCUCCUACUUCGCGAAGGAAGAAGAAGAGGAUGAUGGAUCUUCCUCCGACGAGGAGGAGGUGAAGCAAGAGAAACGGAAGACGAUGUCCAUCAACGAGUUGUUAUGGAAGAUGACGACGGAGAGCAUUCAAGACUUCAUGAUGGAUAUUUUGGACUGCGAAGCACGAAAAAAGAAAGUGGAAGAAAUGAAGAGACAGGAGGAACUGAAGAGACAGGAAGAAUUGAAGAGACAGGAGGAAUUGAAGAGACAGGAAGAACUGAAGAGACAGGAAGAAAUGAAGAGACAGGAAGAAUUGAAAAGACAGGAGGAAUUGAAGAGACAGGAGGAAUAUAAGAGACAGGAAGAAUUGAAGAGACAGGAGGAAUUGAAGAGACAGGAAGAAUUGAAGAGACAGGAUAAAUAUAAGAGACAGGAAGAACUGAAGAGACAGGAAGAUUUGAAGAGACAGGAGGAAUUGAAGAAACAGGAAGAAUUGAAGAGGCAUGAAGACAGGUAAAUACUUAAAGAUUGCUCGUAAAAUGACUUUCUAAAGGCAGGGCCGGAUUAAGGUUAUGACGCUCCUGAGGCUAAUGGGAGGGAAGGGUCUAUGUGUGAAUUGCAUAUAGAAAAAAAAAUGGAAUGGAGGGCCUAAAGUAGGACCUAAGACUAUAGCCUUAUUCGCCUAUGGGUUAUUCCGGCCCUGCCUAAAGGCAGUAUGUCCAAGUUUCCCCGCUGCUUAAGAACAUUUCCCCUCCCGUUGUACUUGAGGUAA
Darwinula stevensoni is the source of this 3015-nucleotide messenger RNA. The record is from the annotation of a GenBank genome assembly. NCBI's taxonomy places the organism in Eukaryota, Metazoa, Arthropoda, Ostracoda, Podocopida, Darwinulidae.